Messenger RNA from Scleropages formosus (Asian bonytongue), 8068 nucleotides. It is a transcript of the gene erbin, whose product is annotated as erbb2 interacting protein. Gene Ontology annotation, molecular function: protein kinase binding. Gene Ontology annotation, biological process: receptor clustering; embryo development; establishment or maintenance of epithelial cell apical/basal polarity. Gene Ontology annotation, cellular component: adherens junction; basolateral plasma membrane; postsynaptic density. NCBI's taxonomy places the organism in Eukaryota, Metazoa, Chordata, Actinopteri, Osteoglossiformes, Osteoglossidae. The record is from RefSeq and is a predicted model, not a curated record. The transcript is spliced from 26 exons. Bases 688 to 4839 code for a protein of 1383 amino acids.
CAUGGACUUCAGCAUAUGAGCGUCACUUCUUCUUUUCUGCCUUACCUGUUCUUCCUGUAUCAGUUUGUGCUUUUAAAUGUCUUAACUACAGGUCCUUUUUACUUUUUAACGACAAGAAGGAGAGGGUAUCUUCGCCGAAUGUGAUUGGGUGCGGCGUUCUUCCAGAAAAGAAAAAAAAAAAGGGGUUUCGUACGGAGCAGCGGUGGACAUUUUUCCCUUUGUAUUUCUUGUCUGUUGUAGACAUUUUGGAUUCUAAGUUCACUUUAGUUUUUUUCCCCCUUCCGGUGGAUAAACUCGCUCGUAUGUCCUAACCGUCUCGUGUUACGGUUGUAUUUUUUUUUUUUUAAUACACGCUCACAGGAAGUUUAGCCGCGGGCGUCGCGCAGAACUUGGGACAAGCAAGUUACGCGAGGGUGAGCGCGAGGCGCAGGAAUGCGUUAGUGAGCCCACCGUCGCCCGCAACCCCCUGGCCAGGUAGCCGCCGGGCCACACGGGAGCUCCAUCCCCCGCUGAAAAAGGGCCGUGUUACGUGAACACCACUUUUUUUUCGUACCUCUCACUCCCAUGGACUCCUUCUUACUUUGGAGACAGAACAAAAGCAGUUCCGCGGAUUUAAAACACUCCCGAGGAUAUCUCAAUGUGAGAAAGCGCUAGACUCACGCCGCUGUAUUUGAGCCGUGCCUGAAGAUGACAAGCAAGCGGAACCUAUUUGUGCGGUUGGUGCCAUGCCGCUGUCUGCGGGGUGAGGAGGAGACCGUCACCUCUCUGGACUACUCCCACUGCAGCCUGGAACAAGUGCCCAAGGACAUCUUUAGUUUUGAGAAAACCCUGGAGGAGCUUUUCUUGGAUGCCAACCAGAUUGAGGAACUGCCCAAACAACUGUUCAACUGCCAGCUACUCCAUCGACUCAGCAUGCCGGACAAUGACCUGACAGUGCUGCCUGCGGCCAUCGCCAACCUCAUCAAUCUCAGGGAGCUAGACAUCAGCAAGAACAGUAUCCAGGAGUUCCCAGAAAAUAUCAAGAACUGCAAAGUUUUAGCCAUUGUUGAAGCAAGUGUGAAUCCUAUUUCUAAGCUCCCGGAAGGCUUCACUCAGCUCCUCAACCUCACUCAACUCUACCUGAAUGAUGCCUUCCUGGAAUUUCUUCCUGCCAGCUUCGGAAGGUUAACCAAACUGCAGAUUCUGGAGCUAAGAGAGAACCAGUUAAAGAUGUUGCCAAAAAGCAUGCAGAAGCUAACCCAGCUGGAAAGACUGGACCUGGGCAGUAAUGAGUUCACAGAAGUGCCUGAAGUGCUGGAACAGCUUACUGGAAUCAAAGAACUGUGGAUGGAUGGAAACAGACUGACAAUUCUGCCAGGGAUGAUUGGAACUCUGAAACAGCUGUCCUACCUGGAUGUUUCCAAAAACAAUUUGGAAAUGGUGGAUGAGCAGAUCUCUGGCUGUGAAAACCUACAGGACCUCCUCCUGUCCAACAAUGCUCUAACCCAGCUUCCCAGCUUUAUAGGUUCUUUGAAGAAGUUAACUGCUCUGAAGGUGGAUGAAAACCAGUUGAUGUACCUUCCGGACUCCAUAGGCGGGCUCACAGUCCUAGAAGAGCUGGACUGCAGCUUCAAUGAAAUUGAAGCACUGCCCCCAUCCGUUGGUCAGUGUGUCAGCUUGCGCACCUUUGCUGCAGAUCACAACUUUCUGACCCAGCUGCCCCCAGAAGUGGGCAGCUGGAAGAAUCUGACUGUGCUCUUCCUACACUCCAACAAGCUGGAGUCCUUGCCAGAAGAGAUGGGGGAGAUGCUAAAGCUCAAGGUCAUCAAUCUUAGCGACAACAAGCUGAGGAACUUGCCCUUCAGCUUCACAAAGUUGAAUCAACUCACCGCUAUGUGGUUGUCAGAAAACCAGUCCAAGCCGCUCAUCCCCUUACAGAAGGAGGAAGAUCCAGAGACGCACAAGACUGUGCUCACCAACUACAUGUUCCCGCAGCAGACGCGCACUCCUGAGGACUACACGCACAACUCGGACAAUGAGAGCUUCAACCCUUCUCUGUGGGAGGAGCAGCGCAAGCAGCGUGCACAAGUUGCCUUUGAGUGUGACGAGGACACGGUUCGGAGGGAUGCACCUCCACGGGAGGGCAACUUGAAACGGUACCCAACUCCCUACCCCGAUGAGCUAAAGAACAUGGUGAAAACAGCUCAGUCCAUUGCUACCAGGCUGAAGGAGGAUGAGUCUAGCGAUGAAUCUGGCAAAGAUACCAAGCAUGGCGAGAAGGCACACGUGGGCGUACGAGAUGUAGGAGUUAAGGUGGUGGAGAACACUUGUGCUAAUGGCAAAGCUGUAGAAACGGAACCAAAGGCACCUGUAAACAGCAUUCAGAACUCCACUACUACAGAGUCGUGGGACCAGGAGAUCAACAAGACUCAGAAGGUCCUGAUAAAUACCUCUGACAACAUGAAGACUAUGGUGAAUCAUGAGGACACACUAGAGGGGUCUGAAGAGCUCUCCUCUGAGGAUGAUGAGAUGAAGGUGGCAGAGAUGCGGCCUCCUCUGAUCGAGAUUUCCAUAAACCAGCCCAAGGUUGUUGCACUGAGUAAGGAUAAGAAAGAUGACAGCCGGGAUGCAGACUCCUUGCUGGACGAGACUGCAGCCAACAGCAACCAGAACAACAGCAACUGCUCGUCACCCUCGCGCAUGUCUGAUUCUGUGUCCUUGACAACCGAUAGUAGUCAGGAUGCCUCGUUGUGCACGCCUGAGAGAGAGGCCAAAGUGCUCUUCAUACCUAAAAGCAGUUCAACACAGGAGGAUGAGAAUCAGAACCAGCUGAAGAAAAGUGAGUCGCUGCUGCAGAAUGGAAAUGGGUUGGACACGUCACUCCAGGCCUUGCUGAAGAGCCGACCAGGGUAUGAGUCAAAGCCAGAGAAGACGGGCGGUUUGGACGUGUCUGUGGAGGAGAAGCUUUCACUCCUCAAGGAUGUUGACCUGAAUAACUGCCUGGGAGACUCUUACAGCAAGUGGGACCAGAUCAACAUGAAUGUGUCCACGCAACCACCGGACAACCUGAUUCAGUCCAUCAGCCAAGAAAGCACCAGCGGCCCUCCCACAAGAGAGAGCUCCAUUGACGCCAGUGUAGUAAACAACAACAACAACAGCAGCCCACCUGUGGAGUGUCUUCAAAAUGGCAGCCAGGAUUCCAGCUCACCACCAAAGUUGGAAAUGGUGCGAACGGCAGCGGUGGGCGUGACGGCGAACAGUGAGGUGUCGCUCUCUCGAAGCACUGAAGAGCUGUCUCCGCAAAAGAGGGUCCCUCCUGCACCCGUGGCCAAGUCCCAGAGCAUCUCCAACAUUGAGACGGGCGGCAUGAAGUUGUACGGCAUCGAUGGCGACUGUGGGCCCCAUGAGGCCACACCGGGCAGGGCAGGUUCAGCUGGUGCACAGGGGCAGAGCAUCGUACGGAGCAAGUCUGCCUCUCUACUCAAUGACCAGCCCCUGCAGGUCUACCCUGGCUCCUCGGCCUCCUCCUCUGACCUGCUGCUGGCCUCCAGACCAGCAGUGCCAAGGGUCCCGGCCCUGUCCACUGCACCCCCGCCACAGUACAACAUCCAAUAUACCAGUAGUACUGUGCCCAAAGAGAGCCUGUGGGCUCAGCGCACACCCAUUCCACCCGAGCAGGCCUACCUUCCACCCCAGCACUCCAUGGCCAACACCAACUAUUCGAACCGCAACCAUGCCCCACCAUACCCACACCAGCGUGGUCCACCUCUAACUCCAGACAUGUGGGCCAAGGACAGGAUGGGUCCUGGCCACUCCCGGGGCCCUUUGCAGCGCCAGAGCAGCAACUCUUCUGCCAUUUCGAUUGGUUUGGGCGACCCCCGGCGUGCAAUGCUUCCCGAUGGCGACUACGUGACAUACCGAGACAUACACACCUUGGGUCGGGGGCCUCCACUGGUAGCCCAGAGUACGCAGCGACCCCUUUCUGCCCGCACCUACAGUAUUGACGGACCUGGUAUGCCCCGUCCCCACAGUGCCCGGCCACCCGCUCAUGAGGUGCCCGAGCGGACCAUGUCGGUCAGCGACUUCAACUACCAGCAGGUGAGCCCCAGUAAGCGGCCCAAUGUGCGGGUGAAGUCGGAGCAUUCGCUGCUGGAUGCACCGGCCAGUGCCCGGGUACCCCCAGACUGGAGGGAUCAGGUGAUGCGUCACAUCGAGGCCAAGAAGAUGGAGAAGAGCAUGCUCUCCAGGUCCUUUAACACCAGUAGUGCUACCACUGUGAGCAGCUUUCACUAUGACAGCUGUAGGGAGGUGCAUGCUGGGGAUGGAAGGCCUUACGGAGCUCACGGCUUCUGUGAAGAUGGUUUUGGAUCCCAAGGGCAACAAGGCUACUCCAUGGACACCCUCAGAAAAGUGCCUUUAACAAAUGGCCAGAUGUGUCCGGCACCUCGUCCCCAGAUGACCUGUAGCCAGGCACCCAUGGCCCGGCAUCCGUCCCGCGAGCAGCUUAUUGACUACCUGAUGCUGAAGGUGUCCCAGCAGCCCCAGGGGCCGCCCCGCAUGCCCCAUGACGUCUUGCAGCAGGAGGUCCACGUGAAAAUCGAGAAGAAUCCUGAACUCGGUUUUAGUAUAUCGGGGGGAAUUGGAGGCCGAGGAAACCCUUUUCAUCCAGAAGAUAAUGGUAUUUUUGUGACACGGGUCCAACCAGAGGGACCUGCCUCAAAACUUUUGCAGCCUGGAGACAAGAUUCUGCAGGCGAAUGGAUACAACUUUGUCAACAUUGAUCAUGGAUAUGCAGUGUCUCUUCUGAAGACUUUCCCCAACACAGUGGACCUCAUAGUUGUUCGAGAGAUGUCUGCAUAGAGAGCAAAGAAAGAAAUUAAAAACAGCACCCAAGGACUCAAUGGAGCAUGAUGCAACAUGGAUUUUGAGUGGUCAUCACCUCUGCUUUAUUUUAUUUUUUUUAAACACUGAUGAGCCGGUUUUAAACAGAUUUUUGAACUGCUUAUGGUAUACAACAUUUAGAGAGCCGAAAAAAACAGUGCACCAAGUCAGAAACAGGUUCCGGUGUGGGAUCUCCUGAUAAUUUUUCCCCCUCAGAACAGUAGACUGAUGAUUUACUUCUGUGUGGAAAAAAAAUCCUGUGUCCUCUGUAUAGACUUUUAGGACCCCACCCCCUAACCCCCACAUGCUUUGUUAAAUAAUGCAGUUCUUGUAGUUAUGCGUAAAAUUGUAGCUGGCCAGUAGGGGCAGGGCUCCCUGUUUGCUAUGACCUAUAUGCCUUUAUUUUUUUUUAUUUUUUUUUAACUUAAAGUGCUGAAACCACUUAUGAAAUGUACAGUACAUAAGGUGACGAGAACAGCGCUAUGUGCAUAUUGUGAAAACAAAUGUAUUGCUGGGUUCAGUUUACUGGACAAUCUUAUGGUUCCAGUAUUCCGGCAAAGUCAUUGAGAACAUCCUCUGUCUGAUUGGAAUGGCAAUUUUCCAUGCCACCAGCAGUGGGUGCACGUUUGGACACUGGCAAUUGAGCAAUGAGACUAAACUACAGUGAAGUACACGCACUGAUCAAAGUCAGAAUGAUGCAUGUUCUCGACAACUUCCCCAAGCACUGCAGCAGACAAGCCUUUGGUUCGGAAUGUCAUAUCACCAAGUGGGAAACCUCAGUAUACGUGGUUCCGUGUGAUUUAGCUACACGUUGGUUUUUUCCUGCCUUUGAACACACUGGGAUUCUGAAACCAUGUGUUAAAAAUAGAACUUCAUAACUGGAAAGGGAGCUGCUCUGAGACCAUUGCUCUCUGCUGGCCCGAACCUGUAAGACGCAGCAAAAGCUCACCGUAUGUGGAAAUUGUGGGCCGAUCAAUUGGAAGGAAAAUGUGGGAGGAAUUGCAAAAUGGGGAAACAAUAACAUUUGCUUGGCCUUAAUUUGCCUUGCCCGAAGUAUGUGAAAAUAGGAAGUGAUAUGUGUAUGUGCUAGGUAACCAAAGCAAGUGUAUAAAAUGUGAUGAGGUAAUGGAGAACUGCUGAAGAUUAUUGGAGUGUGACGGGGGCUGGGGGCCUUGGCUUUGGACCCCUUUCAUCGGGGUUUACCGGUUAUAAAGGGCUUUCCCCAUUGGGUGGCCACUAUCCAGAACAUUCCCAGAACUCAGUUGUAAACGGUUUCUGACUCCUUUUUUGGAGAAGAAAAAAAUAAUCACGGUUUGCCUUUCCAUUGUGUAAAAAACAUCUUCAAAACAUCUUUGUAGUAAUCAUCCAAGGCUUUUGAUUUUCUUUUCCUGAAGAGAUAUGGUUUCAUACCUAAUAUUCCCUUAUUUUGGUGGUGUGUUUUUUUUUUUUUUUUGGUAUUGUGGUGAAUGGUAUGGACAAGGCAGAGAACAGGACUGUCAAGUGCCAUAGACCUGGAACUGUUUUUCCACAGGGAGAAGGGACUUUACCCUGUGACUCGAGCAAUACUCAUUGAUCUCCAUAGCAAAAAGAGGUGUCCUUCUCAGAAUCCAUUGGUGGUUCAUCGGACAAACAGCAAUAGAAAAAGGUUUUCUUUUAAAAGAGAAAUGUCAGAUAGUUUUUUUAAACAAAAAUGGAGUCCCUUUUAGAGCUCCCUCAUUGUUAUAUGGGAUUUUAUAUAUUGUUGAACCUUUUUGAUAACACAGGAAUUUGUGAAUGGAUGGAUUGUGUGGAAGAAAGGUCUUUCUCACUGUAGCCUAACUUGUUGGAGAUGCCCCAGAUUCUAUAGCUAGCCAUGUCGCCUGCAGCAGAUCUACCAUUUGCAUCCAUUGCUGCUUCCACCUCCUGUUUAGGAUUUCAGGAAGUUUCCAAGCAACUGUAGAAGCAUGUACAUUUGUACAGAACAGCGCAGUUGGACAAAAUUAUUAAAAUCAAAUGUAGUUGUGGAUGUAAAGUGUUGAACCAUCAAAGUGUACAAACCAGAUUGAUAGAAGGCUACAAAUGUGAAACAUAUCAUUUGUAAAAUGUCAUUGUUAAAAAUGUUGUUAGAAAGUGUAUUUAAAUGUAACUCUGGCUAAUGUAAAAGGAGCCUUCCUCUAUUUACAUGAGGUCUGCCUUUAUUUUCCUGAACAUUUUUUUUUUUUUUAAUGAACACACUGAUUUUGUCUGAAGUCAGUUGCAGUUUGGGGGUACAAAAAAACACAAUUUUCCUUCAAGUUAGUUGUAGAUUAAAUGAGGAUUUCUGUAAAACACUGGAUUAAACGGUCCUUUGACCUAACAGGUAAAUUUGUGGGUAGUUAAGCAUGUGUGCAAUUUUCCCUUUCCUCACCUCCAUUAAAAUGAUGAAUUUUUAGGAUUAAAUUAGGCUCUGAAGGAAAAUGAGACAUGAUCAUUUUUGGAUAAUGAAAUUUGAAGACUGUGCUUAUGUUUUCCACAGGGCUACUAAUGGUACUCUUGUUCCCCCAUGUGACUGUCUGCAGUCAUUGUGUUCAGAGCUUAGUGUCAAAUGGAGAGUGCUUUAUGUAUCACUUUAUCCCUGUUCAUUUUUUUUUUUUUUACAGUCUGAAUAUAAAACGCAGCUUCAUAAGCAUGCUUGAGCAACUGUAAAUUACUUUUUUGUGUCAAGGAAUAAUGUGGCUUUUGUUUUUUUGGAAAAGUUACAACUGACAGAUGAAGUGAAGAUAGCUUUCACUUCCAGAUCACACCUAGUGUCAUCAGAAAAUAGGGAAAUUGUGUGAUUUAUGUCUUUGUGCUCCUUGUAGCCAUUAGUGUGUUGUCCGCACGGUCUGAGCUCGUCAAACAUUCAUUAUAGACAAUCUGGGAGUUUAAACGUUGGGUCACGGGCUAUUUGAUAUAUCAUGAAAGAAAGUUUUAUUUUUUUCCUAACUGUUCCCACACUCAUUUUUUUUUAUUUAUUUAGCACAUUUUUCUCUGAUUUUAGACAUUACUAAUCAAAGUGUAAAUACUUUUUAAAAUGUCAAAUGAAAUGAUCAUGGCAUUAGUGACCUGAGUUUGUAAAACCAGCAAUAAAUUGCAACGCAGAAACAAUUUUUAAUGUAUAACUGUUUCAAAGGUGUCUCCGGAAGCAGCUACAAUGACGCGAUCGAUAUGCAUUUAUUCAACAUUCCAGUCUUUGUACAUAAAUAUACUG